CACACAAGGUGCUAUUUACCGGGGGUAUUUCCUCCCCUCUGGUCUAUGCAUCCCUGCCACUGCUGAAUUAUAUUUAUCUACGGUGGGGAUAAAAAACAUCCCACGAACAGAGCUUAAGUCCCAAUCUGAAUCAAGUGAUUUGUGAUACAUGCUUUAAAGUCCCAAUCUGAAUCAAGUGAUUCGUGAUACGUGCUUUGAAGUCCUGAUCUGAAUCAAGUGAUUCGCGAUACGAUUGGAGUGCUUCAAAACAGUGAAUCAUUUUGUGACGCAAUGGUUUAACGGAUUCAGAGUUUUAAAAAGCUCUGUUGAUACUGUAAAUGUUCUUUGCUCACUUUCUUAUAUAAUUUAUUAGGGAUGCACUGAUAGGAUUUUUUUGUGACCGAUACCGAUUUUAACAAACACUUAUUGACAGAUACCAAUAUUUGUCACUUUCUCUCUUAUUUGAGAUUUUGCCAUCAAAAUAGAUCGUAUUUUGAUCAUGUUUUAAAUUAGCAAAGUUCAAAAACAACUGCAUUAAAUUAUACUAGCAGUUUUAUUGCUGCAUCAUCAAAAAAAUUUCUAAUGAACAUGGAUUGGAUCCAUUUAACAUUCAGCAGGCCUACAUAAAUACAACAUAAAGAUACAUAUUAAAUAUGUAUCAUCAUCAUUUAGAUGAGGUCCGUUACACUUAUGAAAGUUACAAAAGUUAUUUAGUCGACAACAGUGUGCGAUCUUUUGUCUUUUGUUAUUUGAUUAGCAUUAAAGUGCAGACAGCAGCUCUAGAAUUAUGCAACAGACAUUAUACAGCUCAGUGCCUUCACGCAGUUAAUUAAUAAACAUCUGGUUUGUUAAAUCGGUCUUUUUCCUUAUAUAGCCGAUAUGCUGAUGUUUGUAAAUUGAGGGAAAAAUAGGCCGAUAAAUAUCGGUGGCCGAUACAUUGGUGCAUCCCUAUAAUUAAUUUGUUGUUUGAAUAACUGUGUUAAUUAAAUAAUUAAUCGGCUUAAUAUUUUUAUUAAAUUGUGAUUGCGUUAAUUAGCCCACAGUUUCCAUCUUAUUAAAAACAUUUCAUUACAUGACACACAUUAUCUGGUACUUGUCUAAAAAUAUGGGUUUAUGAUGUACUUUGUUAACGGAUUACACUAACAUUAGGUUACUUUAAAGCCUUACUCUGGAGUUGGGUCAACCUUCGCCUAUGGAGAGAGAAAAAAAGUUUUCAAAAUAAAAACAGCAGAUUUCUAAAUUCUUUGGAAAGGAAAGCAACAACUAGUAAAAUCUACUUGAAUAGAUAAUGGACAACUGGAAUAACUAAUAGCUCUAAUAAAUAGUUCAAGAGAAAAAGACUUACAACUGAAUGACGUAGUUUUAACUGAAAAAAUAAGUAGGCUGUUAUUAGUAACAUAACAGAUACUAUGUUAAUACGGCUUGCCAUAACACAGACCCAUGCUGGGGUGCGACACAUGUGAAGUGUUCUGUAUUCUAAAUAGAUUCUUCUGUAUUCUAUUGCAAAAAUGGACACUGGCAUUUGUUGAUCGCUAAAAUACCUAAUCUUUAUAUAUUCUGUUUAAGAUGAUGAGCGUCUGUACAGUUGCCUAUUUGCUCCUUAUAAAUGAUGAUUGAUUGAACCAUACUCAUUGUGCUGCUUAAUACAUCAGCUUUAUGGCGUUGAUGCACCAUCUGCCUGCACGGUCUCAGGUCUCGGCACCUGAUGGCAAAGUUUCGGGUGUUUUUCACAUUCAUUUCUCCAGACGCGUCAUUAAUCCACCAUCCCCAAAAUCCGCAACAAUUUGUGAGAGGUUUCUGUGAUUUUAGACGUGUGAGCAAUAAAUACAACAGCACGUGUACUGGGCGGUCACGGCCACACGGUGUUCACGUGGCUGCGGACCAACACAACGCAGCGCUGGCGAAGGCUCCCGCAAUAUCUCGACGCCGAUUUCAUCGACAACCUCGCAGCCAUGGACCUUGAAGUGGAAUCAGCAGACGUGAUUCGUCUGAUCAUGCAAUACCUGAAGGAAAAUAAUUUGCAUCGCACUCUGGCGAUGCUUCAAGAGGAGACAGCAGUCUCGCUCCACACAGUCGACAGCAUCGAAAGCUUCAUCUCCGAUAUCAACAACGGGCAGUGGGAUAUAGUGCUGCUAGCAAUCCAGUAUCUGAAGCUUCCUGACAAGCUGCUCAUUGACCUGUACGAACAGAUUGUGCUGGAGUUGAUUGAGUUGGGUGAGCUGGGAGCUGCUCAAUGUUUACUAAAGCAAACCGAUCCCAUGAUCAUGCUGAAGCACACUCAACCUGAGCGCUACUCACACCUGGACACCCUUCUCACAAAACCAAUUUUUGACUCACAAGAAGCAUAUCCAGUGGGCAGCAGUAAAGAGAAGCGCAGGCUGGCUAUCGCUCAAGCUUUUGCAGGAGAGGUCUGUUUGGUGCCACCUUCUCGUCUCAUGGCUCUUCUGGGCCAGGGCCGUAUAUGUGAGGGGGCUUUAUACAGGUUACAGGAAACCAAAGCACUAAGGCAGUUUGGCUCAUUAGCAAUGCUGUCAUUGAAGUGGCAGCAGCACCAGGGCCUUUUACCUCCAGGUAUGUCUUUGGAACUGUUCCGGGGCAAAGGUGCAUUGAAGGACAUGGAGGAAGAGCGCUUCCCUACUCAGCUCAGUCGCCUCAUAAAGUUUGGGCCAAAGUCCCAUGUAGAGUGUGCGCGAUUCUCUCCUGAUGGACAGUACUUGAUUACUGGAUCUGUUGAUGGUUUCAUUGAAGUCUGGAACUUCACUGCUGGUAAAAUUCAGAAGGAUCUGAAGUACCAAGCUCAGGAUAAUUUCAUGAUGAUGGAUGAGGCUGUUCUGUGUCUGGCAGUAAGUCACGACUCUGACAUGAUCGCCUCUGGAGCUCAGGAUGGAAAGAUACAGGUUUGGAGGAUUCUGAACGGGACGUGUCUGAAUAGAAUAGAACGAGCCCACAGCAAAGCAGUCACCUGUGUCUGCUUCAACAAGGACAGCAGUCAACUAUUAAGUGCCUCUUUUGACCAGAUCAUCAGGCUUCAUGGUUUGAAAUCAGGAAAGAUGCUGAAGGAGUUUAGAGGCCAUACAGCUCAUAUAAAUGACGUCAUCUUCUCACACGAUGGCCAGCAUGUCAUCAGCGCGUCAGCAGAUGGCACAGUAAAGGUCUGGAGCAUGAAGACAAUGGAUUGCACCCACACAAUAAAAACCCCUGACAUUCCUGAGGGUACAGACAUCACUGUGAACAAUGUUGUGCUUGUCCCAAAGACUCCCGAGCACUUUGUAGUGUGCAAUAGGACCAACACGGUUGUUGUUACAAACAUUCAUGGCCAGGUGAUGAGGAGUUUCUGUUCAGGUGUAAGAGAGGGGGCAGACUUUGUUUGCUGCACGUUGUCCCCACGUGGAGAGUGGAUUUAUUGUGUGGGAGAAGACUAUGUGCUGUACUGCUUCAGCACCAUCACUGGCAAGCUAGAGAGAACCCUCACGGUACAUGAAAAAGAUGUGAUCGGCAUAACUCACCACCCCCAUCAGAAUCUCAUCGCCACUUACAGCGAGGAUGGCCUACUCAAACUCUGGAAGCCUUGAGUCUCGUCUUUCAUAAUAUGGACUUGUAUUUUAUGUUCUGGAUUUGUGGUAUUCCUGCACACACACAUAUGUCUCUGCCUUUAUACAUCUGCUAUGACAUUGGUCUUCCAUUUAAAGCACUCAAAAACGUUCAUGUUUUUGUUGAACCUUAGCAUCAUGCACUGAGAUGAAGGACCUCUUCGACAUCUGAAACUAACUACAUCCAAUUUUGUAAAACUAACGUUCCUCUGAAGCCUCUAAUGGAAAACAAGAAAAACUGCAUGGAUGUACUGGUUUUUUACUAUUAUUAAGGGCUUUGUAGUAUUGUCUGUGAUAAUAUCUGCAUGCAAGAUUUAGCCCAAUCGACAUUAAUGUGGUAAAUGUACUGGUUUUCUUUCCAGACUAUUCUUUGACAUCUUAUAUGUGAAUGUAUGCAAUUUCUUUGAUCAUUUUGGCCAAAGACAGAUAAUUUGUGUGUACUUGCUCAUAAUGUGACAUCGCACUAGUCUUGGACUCAAUGAGGACAUUUUCACAUAUGUGUACUUGUGUACAUUUAGAAUUCUGAUAUGUUUAGAAUUCAUAUGGUACAAUAUUGUGUUGAUUAUAAUGGUUAAGUGUGUUUUAACACUCAACCUAGCACAUCUACUUGUACUGCAUGCAGGUGAACAUAUUAUGCAGUGGCUGCAAUACUGUAUGAAGUAAUCAGUAUGGUUUAUAUUUUGAUAAUUACAGAUUAUUUUUUAUUGAGGAUAUUCACAAUUUUUGUUGAAUAUUGGUAUAACACUGCUUUACAGUGCAAGUAUCCUACAGUGUUGGUAAAUAAUGUGCUGAUAUUGCUGCAGUUUAAUUAAAAUUCAAGCAUGAAUAAUUCAUGACAAUCUUUUCAAGACGAUUUGUCAUUAAUUUAAGAUGCAUCAUUAACAGGUUAGAUGUUGGAUUGCUUGAUAUUUGCAGUAGAUCUCCAAUAAAUCUGUAGAGACA
This is a messenger RNA of Cyprinus carpio (common carp), 4511 nucleotides long. RefSeq names its product WD40 repeat-containing protein SMU1-like. Lineage: Eukaryota; Metazoa; Chordata; Actinopteri; Cypriniformes; Cyprinidae. Gene Ontology annotation, biological process: mRNA splicing, via spliceosome. Gene Ontology annotation, molecular function: protein binding. The record is from RefSeq and is a predicted model, not a curated record. Gene Ontology annotation, cellular component: precatalytic spliceosome.